UAUGUGUCAUAUUUGAAAAUUCCGCAAGUCGCUAAGAAAGAGUAAAUUUAACCAACAUGUAGUUUUCAAAGUACUCGUUCAGUAUGCCGGAAAAGAAGGAUCCCAAGGACUCGGACAAUGUGCGGGUGGUGGUAAGAUGUCGGCCUAUCAACUCCAAGGAGAAAGAUUCUGGUUGCAAGCUGACAGUCAAUAUUGAUGAGGUCCGAGGUACCGUCACAGUUCAAAAUCCCAAUGCUCCCCAGGGGGAGCCACCCAAGGUGUUCACCUUCGAUACGGUGUUUGGGAUGGAGUCGAAGCAGGUGGACGUUUACAACCAGGCGGCCAGACCCAUAGUAGACAGUGUACUAGAAGGAUAUAAUGGCACAAUCUUUGCAUAUGGUCAGACAGGCACAGGGAAGACAUUCACUAUGGAGGGUGUCCGCACAGUCCCGGAGCUCAGGGGGAUCAUCCCUAACUCGUUUGCCCACAUCUUUGGUCACAUGGCAAAGGCAGAGGGAGACACUCGAUUUUUGGUCUGUGUGUCUUAUCUGGAGAUUUAUAAUGAAGAAGUUAGAGACUUGCUAGGAAAGGAUCAGAGUGUCAGACUGGAGGUCAAAGAGAGGCCAGAUAUCGGAGUGUAUGUCAAAGAUCUGCUCCGCGUCCCAGUCCACAAUGCUGAUGAAAUGGACAGAGUCAUGACACUGGGCAACAAUCACAGAUCUGUUGGGGCCACACAGAUGAAUGCGCACAGCUCGCGUUCGCAUGCUAUAUUCUCUAUCACCAUAGAGUGCAGUGAGAAGGGUCUUGACGGUGAACAACAUGUUCGUGUGGGGAAACUGCAUCUGGUAGAUCUGGCGGGCUCUGAGAGGCAGACAAAAACUGGUGCAUCUGGCCAGAGACUGAAGGAAGCCACAAAGAUCAACCUGUCUCUUUCCACCCUGGGGAAUGUCAUCUCUGCCCUUGUGGACGGCAAAAGCACCCACAUCCCGUACAGGAACUCCAAACUGACACGGCUUUUGCAGGACUCACUCGGAGGGAACUCCAAAACAGUCAUGAUUGCUAACUGUGGUCCAGUCGAUUACAACUACGACGAGACCAUCAGCACACUGAGGUAUGCUAACAGAGCCAAGAACAUCAAGAAUAGCGCCAAGAUCAACGAGGACCCCAAAGACGCUCAACUCAGGAGACUUCAACAGGAGAUGGAGGAGCUGAAAAAACAGCUGGAGGAAGGAGAUUAUGAAGGCACUGGAGGAGGGAGUGGUGAUGAGGAGAGUGAGUCAGAGGAGGAGUCAGAGGAAGAAGAGGUGAUUGGGGAAGAUGGAGUGAAGAGAAUGGUGAAGAGGAAGAAGAAGAAAGGAAAACGUGGAAAUAAAGGAAUAUCUAAAGAAAAGAUGGCAGAAAUUGAGGCAAAAAUAGAGGCAGACAAAAAGAUCCUAGAAGAAAAGAAAGACAUGGCAGAAGAAGAGAGAAACCAAGUGAAGAAGGACUUGGAAGAGAAGGAGGCUGAAUUGAAGAAAGCAAGUGAAGAGCAGCAAGCACUUGCCCAGCGCCUCCAAGCCCUGGAGAAGAAGGUGAUUGUUGGUGGAGAAAACCUGCUGGAGAAGGCAGAGGAACAGGAACGGCUGCUGGAGGAGAGUGCCAGAGAACUGGAGGAGAGGAAGAAGAAAGAAGAUGCGCUGAAAAAGGCCAUUGAAGAGAGAGAGGCUGAGCGUCUAGACAUAGAGGAGAAGUAUUCCAGCUUACAGGAAGAGGCAGCAGGCAAGACAAAGAAACUGAAGAAGGUCUGGACAAUGCUCAUGCAGGCAAAAUCAGAGAUUGCUGAUCUUCAACAGGAACAUCAGCGAGAGAUGGAAGGACUGUUAGAAAAUGUCCGCCAACUGAGUCGCGAGUUACGACUUCAGAUGCUUAUUAUCAACAGUUUCAUUCCACCAGAGUAUCAGGAAAUGAUAGAACAGUAUGUGCACUGGAAUGAAGAUAUAGGGGAGUGGCAACUGAAGUGUGUGGCCUACACUGGAAAUAAUAUGAGGAAACAGACACCACUGCCUGAGAAGGAAAAAGAUAAACUUGCAGAUUUUGACCUCUCUCAAGUCUACCUAGCCUACUCUGCAGAGAGUGCUGAAGAGGCCAUGAGACCAAAGACUGCUGGGAAGGAUCGACCCAAGACAGGCCGACCCAAGUCUUCAAGAAAGAAGAGGAAAGAAGCAGAUAUUGAUUCCCUUCUCCAGUAGUUAGAACAAAAUAACAGGAAUUUGAC
Lingula anatina is the source of this 2233-nucleotide messenger RNA. Its product is annotated as kinesin-like protein KIF3A. Gene Ontology annotation, biological process: mitotic spindle organization; microtubule-based movement; spindle elongation. Gene Ontology annotation, molecular function: microtubule motor activity; microtubule binding; ATP binding. Gene Ontology annotation, cellular component: microtubule associated complex. Lineage: Eukaryota; Metazoa; Brachiopoda; Lingulata; Lingulida; Lingulidae. The record is from RefSeq and is a predicted model, not a curated record.